This is a messenger RNA of Dentiscutata erythropus, 324 nucleotides long. NCBI's taxonomy places the organism in Eukaryota, Fungi, Glomeromycota, Glomeromycetes, Diversisporales, Gigasporaceae. The record is from the annotation of a GenBank genome assembly.
AUGAAUAAAGAAGAACGGGAUCCUAAUACUCAAUCAGUUUUUGUGAAAAAUGAAUAUUAUAGUAUAUGCGGAAAGGUAGUACCUGGAACUCAUAAUAAUGAAUUGAGACUAAAAAUGACAGUAACUUCUUCGACUCAUUUAGUAAUCAGAAGAGAUCUUGGUUCGAAUAGAUGUCCAUUGAAAACUUCAUUGGUAAGUGUCGCACAAGAUAUACCAAAGGAAGUUGAUGAAAAAUAUGCAAUAUUCAAAAUACUAGUUAAUGAUUAUGCCACUCAGCAUUAUAAUUUUAUUGUUAAAAUAGCAUUUCCAUAUAAUAAUAACUGA